CUUUCACAGUCCAAAGAUCCUGUACUUUGUUCAAAGAUCUUAUACUUUGUUCAAAGAUCUUGUAGUUUGUCUCUCUGGCUGCAACGUAGACAUCACUAAAUUUUUAUUAGACACCGCCGCUGAAUCCUGCACACACCUCGCUCUUUCAACUUUUCAGAAAUCAACGGGAGAAAAAAAGUUAGUACGGAACAGAAGGAUAUCUCUUCAGACUAGUUGUCUUUUUCAGAUUAAGAAUUUGGAUUUAGCCAUUAGGUACGAAGUCUUGUCGAUUGGAUUCGAUUAUUGGAAAGGUUAUUGAUCGAUUACUUGAAUCAUGGCUAUUGUGAAAAGAGGUGGUCGUAAUAAAGCUAAGCAGCAACAAGCACCCGCCAAAAGUGGGAUUAAAAAGGCCGAAUUUGAUCUUCAUAAGAAGAAAGAAGUUGGUGUUUCUGAUUUAACGUUGUUAUCAAAGAUUAGUGAUGAAGCAAUUAAUGAAAAUUUACAUAAAAGAUUCAUGAAUAGUACAAUCUAUACUUAUAUUGGACAUGUGUUGAUUUCGGUGAAUCCAUUUCAAGAUUUAGGAAUCUACACUUAUGAAAAUAUGCAAAAAUAUAAGGGGAAGAAUAGAUUGGAGGUUCCUCCUCAUGUUUUCGCUAUUGCAGAAACCAUGUAUUAUCAUUUAAAAUCAUAUGGUGAAAAUCAGUGUGUAAUUAUUUCUGGUGAAUCAGGUGCAGGUAAAACUGAAGCUGCUAAACAAAUCAUGCAAUAUAUUGCUAAUGUUUCUGUGGAUGAUCAGGCUGCAAGUGGUAAUAUCACAAGAAUCAAAGAUAUGGUUUUAGCUACCAAUCCUUUAUUAGAAUCAUUUGGUUGUGCUAAAACUUUAAGAAAUAAUAAUUCUUCAAGACACGGGAAAUAUCUUGAAAUUCAGUUUGAUCCUUCUAAUUAUCAACCAAUUGCUGCUCAUAUUACCAAUUACUUGUUGGAAAAACAAAGAGUUGUUUCUCAAAUUACUAAUGAACGUAAUUUUCAUAUUUUUUAUCAAUUUACUAAACAUUGUCCUCCUCAGUAUAAACAACAGUUUGGUCUACAAGGACCAGAAACUUAUAUUUAUACUUCGGCAGCAAAAUGUAUAAACGUGGAUGGUGUUGAUGAUAAUAAAGAUUUCCAAGAUACCUUGAGAGCGAUGCAAACAAUUGGACUUCAACAACAUGAACAAGAUAAUAUCUUUAAAAUGUUGGCAGCCAUCUUAUGGAUUGGUAAUAUUUCCUUUGUUGAAGAUGAAAGUGGUAAUGCUGCAAUUAGAGAUGAGAGUGUUACCAAAUUUGUUGCUUAUUUAUUAGACGUUGAUGCGGAAAUUUUGAAGAAAAGUAUAAUAGAAAGAGUCAUGCAAACUUCUCACGGUAUGAGAAGAGGUUCAACUUAUCAUGUUCCUUUAAAUAUUGUUCAAGCUUCUUCUGUCCGUGAUGCUUUGGCUAAAGGUAUCUAUAAUAAUCUUUUCGAAUGGAUUGUGGAAAGAGUUAAUCUUUCUUUAGAAGCUCAAAAUCAAUCCGUUGAAAAAAAAUCUAUCGGUAUUUUGGAUAUUUAUGGUUUUGAAAUUUUCGAACAAAAUUCUUUUGAACAGAUUUGUAUUAAUUAUGUUAAUGAAAAAUUACAACAAAUUUUUAUCCAAUUAACUUUGAAAGCUGAACAAGAUGAAUACGUUCAAGAACAAAUCAAAUGGACUCCGAUUGAUUAUUUUAAUAAUAAAGUUGUUUGUGACUUAAUCGAAGCCACAAGACCUCAACCAGGUUUAUUUGCUGCUUUAAAUGAUUCAAUUAAAACUGCUCAUGCGGAUUCUGACGCCGCUGAUCAAGUUUUCGCUCAAAGAUUAAGUAUGGUUGGUGCAAGUAAUCGCCAUUUCGAAGACCGUAGAGGUAAAUUUAUUAUUAAACACUAUGCUGGGGACGUUACUUAUGAAGUUGCUGGUAUGACUGAUAAAAAUAAAGAUAGUAUGUUACGUGAUUUAUUAGAAGUCUUAUCUACCUCUUCUAAUCAAUUUAUAAGCGUAUUAUUUCCUCCAGAAUUAUUAGCUGCUUUGACUGAUUCUAAAAAAAGACCAGAAACCGCAUCAGAUAAAAUAAAAAGAAGUGCUAACUUAUUGGUUGAUACUUUAUCUCAAUGUCAACCUUCAUAUAUCAGAACAAUUAAACCAAAUCAAACAAAAAGACCUAAAGAAUAUGAUAAUCAUCAAGUUUUACAUCAAGUCAAAUAUUUAGGGUUAAAAGAGAAUGUUCGUAUUAGAAGAGCUGGUUUUGCUUAUCGUACUACUUUUGAUAAGUUUGUCCAAAGAUUUUAUCUAUUAUCUCCUGCUACUGGUUAUGCUGGUGAUUAUAUUUGGCAAGGUGAUGAUAUCACUGCAGUUAAAGAGAUUUUGAGAUCUUGUCAUAUCCCUGAUUCUGAAUUUCAAAUGGGUACCACUAAAGUUUUUAUUAAAACUCCAGAAACCUUGUUUGCUUUGGAAGAUAUGAGAGAUAAAUAUUGGCAUAACAUGGCUGCAAGAAUUCAAAGAGCUUGGAGACGUUAUAUUAAAAGAAAAGAUGAUGCUGCCAAAACCAUCCAAAGAGCUUGGAGAGUUAAAAAUCAUGGUAAUCAAUUUGAACAGUUCCGUGAUCAAGGUACUAAGUUACUUGGUGGUAGAAAAGAACGUCGUAGAAUGUCCAUGUUAGGUUCUCGUGCCUUUAUGGGAGAUUACCUUGGAUGCAAUGACUCCACUGGGUAUGGUAAGUUUAUUGUUAAUCAAGCUGGUAUUAGUGAACGAGUCAGCUUUUCUGCUAAAGGUGAAAUUUUAUUAUCUAAAUUUGGUAGAUCAUCUAAAAGAUUACCAAGAAUCUUCAUCUUAACGAAAAACAGUCUUUAUGUUGUUGCUGAAGUAUUGGUUGAAAAACGUUUACAAUUACAGAAAGAAUUUGUCAUCCCUAUUGGUUCUUUAAAUUAUGUUGGAUUGUCCCUGCACCAAGAUAACUGGAUUGCCUUGUCUUUGCAUUCACCUACUCCAACCACCCCUGAUAUUUUUAUUAAUUUAGAUUUCAAGACUGAAUUAUUGGCUCAUUUAAAGAAGAUUAACCCAGGAUUGGUUAUUAAGAUUGGCCCAACUGUUGAAUAUCAAAAGAAACCAGGUAAAUUUCACGUUGUAAAAUUUGUUGUUGGAAAUGAUCCAACCAUUCCGGAAUACGGUGAUCAUUAUAAAUCCGGUACUGUCACUGUUAGACAAGGUUUGCCUCCAUCUGCCUCUAAUCCUAAGAGGCCAAGGGGAGUUAGCAGUAAAGUAGAUUACAGUAAAUACUAUAAUAGGGGUGCUAAUAGAAGAGUAGCAAAUAAUUAUUCGGCUCCUACUCCUGUUUCCAGACCAGGUAUUCAACAACAACCUCAAUCUUAUAUUCCACCUGCUCCUCAAAUGCAACAACCUGUUGCACAACCCGUUGCACAACCUGUUGUAACCCCACCAGCUCAAAGACCAGCUCAACGUAAGGUUCCACCUCCAGCCCCAGCUUUCCCGCAACAACAAACCGCUCAACCACAACAAACUAGUAAGCCGGUUGCACCUCCACGUCCCCAAAAGAAGGCUGCUCCUACUCCCCCAGCGAAGAAGUCUGCUCCACCACCACCACCUCCUCCUCCAGCCCUCUCUUCCGCUCCUAAACCCAAGCAUCCAACCUACAAAGCAUUGUACGACUAUGAUGGGUCCGUCAGCGGCUCUGUUCCUCUUGUCAGGGACAAUGUUGUCUAUGUUGUAAGCACCAAUGGUAAAUGGGGGUUGGUCAAGGACUUGCAAGAAACACAAGAAGGUUGGGCUCCUUUAGACUACAUGACUCCUUGCGACCCCCCUGCUAGUUUAUUCGGUAAUGGGUCCGCUGCCAAAGCAACUCCGCCACCAGCUCCACCAAUGGCUGCUUCAGCUCAAUCUACUGCCUCGGCCACCGCCAAUGGUGGUGGUGCAGGCCUUGGUAAUGGUUUGGCCGAUGCCCUCAAGGCAAAGAAGACUGAAGAAACCACUUUGGCGGGCUCUUUAGCGGAUGCCUUGAAGAAAAGACAAGGUGCCACUAGAGACGAUAGUGAUGAAGAAGAUGCAGAUGACGACGACGAUUGGUGAUUUCCCUUUCUUCAUAUGUUUCCUCUCCCAUUACUUGUGUAAAUUACAGUUUCAAUACUAUUAUAGAUAUAGUCAUAUGUAUAUGUAUAUACAUCUUAUAUAUAUAUAUAUUUGCAGUUUGCGUUUCUUUGUCUCUUCCCU
This is a messenger RNA of Hyphopichia burtonii NRRL Y-1933, 4249 nucleotides long. RefSeq names its product myosin 5 (gene MYO5). The coding region runs from base 314 to 4108 and encodes 1264 amino acids. Gene Ontology annotation, biological process: endocytosis; actin filament organization; vesicle transport along actin filament. Gene Ontology annotation, molecular function: ATP binding; microfilament motor activity; actin filament binding. Gene Ontology annotation, cellular component: plasma membrane; myosin complex; cytoplasm. The record is from RefSeq and is a predicted model, not a curated record. Lineage: Eukaryota; Fungi; Ascomycota; Pichiomycetes; Serinales; Debaryomycetaceae. The transcript has a single exon.